AGCGGGCGGUCCCCGUCUGGGAGGGCAGCGGUGGGGCGGCUCUGGCCUGAGAGCCGGCGACCGCGCGGGGAUGGGCCUCCUCGCGGCCCCGCUUGGAGACCUGGGCUGGCCCAUCCCUCUGGGCCGCGGAGGCUUCCCCAUUCUGGCAGCCCCACGCGGGAUGCAGGGCGCGAGCGUGUGAACCGGUCCUCGGGGCCCUUCUAAUUCGGUCCUCACUCUUGGGAGCAGCUCUCGGAAGGGGCCAGGCAAUGGACUUGCUCCAUUUUGCAGACAGAAAAUCAAGGCUCAGAGUGGGGAGGAGAUUUGCCUAGGGACGCCCAGCGAGAUGGUGGCCGUGGAGCUCCCGUCUUAACUCCUCCAAUGCGGUGCCCCUUCUCCCCUGGGUUCCCUCUGCCGCCCCUGCCAAAGGAAGGGGCUGAGAUCGGCCUCCUUCUGCACCAUCCAGGUGAGAGCUAAGAAGUAUUGCGAAGCCGAGUCAUGGAUCCGCCUGCACGUAAAGAAAAGUCCAAAGUUAAAGAGCCCGUCAGCAGAGUUGAGAAGGCCAAGCAGAAAUCAGCCCAGCAGGAGCUGAAGCAAAGACAGAGAGCAGAGAUCUAUGCCCUCAACAGAGUCAUGACAGAGCUGGAACAGCAGCAGUUUGACGAGUUCUGUAAACAGAUGCAGCCUCCUGGAGAGUGAGCCGCCCCUGUGUUCACAUGAGGUGGGACCCUGGAGGCUUUGUUUGUGAGUGUGUUGCCAGUUUUGAGCUGAGACGGCCCACGUGGAGCCUUACACAACUCGACAAGGAGACGUGUGUAUUCCUCAAACUGGGUAAAUCUGAACUUCCUCUGGGUAACUUCUGCUUCACCGGUUUCUCCCAUCUGAAUUGGCCCAUUGCUUGCUGAAGAGACUUCUUCUAUUCUUCUAAGACGACAGAUUUUUUUUUUUAACCUUUUCUAUUGUUUGGGAAAAAAAAAUCAGUGUUUCUUGUGAAACUGUAAAUUUUCUCCAAAAAAUACAAAUAAAAUAUGAGUGAAAUGUU
This is a messenger RNA of Phacochoerus africanus (Common warthog), 1021 nucleotides long. RefSeq names its product small vasohibin binding protein (gene SVBP). Lineage: Eukaryota; Metazoa; Chordata; Mammalia; Artiodactyla; Suidae. Bases 478 to 678 code for a protein of 66 amino acids. Gene Ontology annotation, biological process: negative regulation of protein ubiquitination; protein secretion. The record is from RefSeq and is a predicted model, not a curated record. The transcript is spliced from 3 exons. Gene Ontology annotation, cellular component: apical part of cell.